This is a messenger RNA of Nothobranchius furzeri (turquoise killifish), 1702 nucleotides long. The record is from RefSeq and is a predicted model, not a curated record. Lineage: Eukaryota; Metazoa; Chordata; Actinopteri; Cyprinodontiformes; Nothobranchiidae.
GUUAGUGAAACCAGGCUUCAGGGUUCAGAUAGAGGUCUGUGUGUGGUGAUUUGACUCCUGAUCUCAUGCUGCCAUAAAUGAUGUGUGUGUUUCAACUAAUCUGCUAUCCAUGACAAAUUUAUGUUGUAGUUUAACCUUGUAUCGACUUUUUAUGGUGUAGCCUAGGAUGUGAUAAGAACUUCAGGGACACGUAUAGAGAUGUUUAUGUUUGACUUCCUUUGAUCUGAGCUGAAGAAGGAAGAAGGAGGAGGGAAGACCCCCGCCCAUCUGACUGAUACCGGAGGGGGCUGGGAGAGGACCCAAGGCCGGAGAAUGUUUCCGAGGCAGGGGUUGCCAUGGAGACGGAAGGGGGGCUAGGAGGAGAGAGUUGAGGAGAAUAAAAGGGUGAGGGCUCCGGGGAGAAGUGGUCGGUCUGGGGCUUUUUGGGUGUUGGAGAAGAGUUCGGAGGACAACUGUAACGGUUGAGUGAUCUGACCCGCUGCGUCGGGAAAUCUGGAAUAUUUUUACUUCAUCAUAUAAAAUAAAAUAUUUGCUCCUUCAUAUAAGGGGCUUUAAACGGAAUCUCCAGCCUGGGGUCUCCAAUCGUGUCGUGUAACAGCUGAAAGGGAGAACAAGAGAGAAGCUUCCUGCAUAAAAGACCCCAGGAUGGAAAAGUUGAAAAGAUUGAGGGGAACCAGGAAGGUAACACAAUCAGAUGUGCAACCCCUAACCAAAAAACAGUCUGGCUUGGAGACUGUAAAGAACUGGGUCCCACUAAAUGAAGGUGGAAUUGCAUCCCCAAUAUGGCUGCUGAGUGCAUCAAGUUCAGGGGGGAUUACAUUAGGUAAAGUACAAGGGCAAAGUUGUGAUGAGGAGGAGUGCUUCAGCUGGUCAGUUUACAGACCGGGUACAUGCGCAAACUGUGGCAAUGAAGUUGCUGAGAUAAGGUGGGAAGGCCCGAGAUUUCUUAAAGACAAAGUUCUGAGAAAAAAUCCUUCACCCACGAAUGCUGUGGAAUUACAUGGUGUGAUGAAAGUGGCGUGGUGUGGAGAUUGUUGGAUGAGUAAAGCAGGCAAAACAAGAAUUGGUCGUCUGGAUCAUCAUAGUGUUGAUGAAUCUAGAAAAUGUUGCAGAGUGGACAAAGGAAGACUCUCCAGUUGUUCCAGUUCAUGUGGGGUGCGAAUUUACCCUGUGGUGUUGCUGGUUCCUGAGAUGAGUCACCUGUCAGGCUUGACAUGCUCCCAGGCAUAUUGGGAGAAUUGCUUUAAAGAGAUAGUGUGUACUAGAAAGGGAGGGAGUUUGAGUGAAACUUUCUCACCUUGGGGAAAGGUGCUGUGGGAAGCUACUGAACCACAGCUGUGUUGGAGAGACAGGUGAGGCAAGUUUCCUGUAACCACUGACGAGUGGGAAAGGAGACAGGUUCGUCAUGAGACAACAGAUAAGGAUUGGUACACCUCAGCUACUGUACCAACAUGUAAUGACUUGUCAAUAACCAGAAGUCAGACGCAAGUAUUAGUUAAAACAAAAAAAGGCUGGAGGAAGCUGGAUGUCUGGAGAGACUCACUCAAGAAGAGUAAUGGUGUUUUAAUAGCAGUAAACUUGGAGUGGGAUCGGCACGCGGAGACCCCCAGGCUAUUUACAAGGGACACCGUGGCUGCGCCAAGGCCACAGGUGAAUUAAGAAAAAUGUGUAUGAUGAAGCUCUCUGCCUAACUUUCCUCGUC